AUGACACAGUGUACAAUCCAACGAAAUGUUUACACGUUGGCAUCCCCAACUAAUUCAAUGACUAAAUCAACUGAAACAGCAAAUGUUUUAACAGCACAUAAUACAAAUACACCAUCGCGUAUUACAACAACAAAUGUCAAUAGUUUUGAUGAUAGUUUAACAAAUCUUUCAUGGUUACAUGAUAUAGAUAUACUAAAGAGAAGUAUUCCAACAAUAAAUUUGUCAACAUCAUCAUCAUCACCAUCAUCAAAUAAUUCAGGAAAUAAUACAAUAAAUAAUAAACGUAAAGAACAACCUUUAUCGAAUACGUCUGCAACUAUAUCUUCAUCAAAUAUUGGUGCUGUUUAUCUUAAUGAUAUUGAUGAUGACAAUGAAUUAGUAUUAAAUAAUGAUGACGAUGGUGAUGAACAAUGGAAAAUAUAUAAAACGAAUCCUCAAGCAAAACCGGUUUAUUCAUAUUCUCAACUUAUUCUUUUAGCUAUGAGACAAUCGGGCCAUGAAAAAAUGACAUUACAAAUGAUUUAUGAAUGGGUCGCAGAAAACUUUCCUUAUUUUAAAAAAAUGGAACCAACUUGGCAGAAUUCUAUUCGCCAUAAUUUAUCAUUGAACAAAUGCUUUGUUAAAGUUCCUCGUACGAAAAAAGAAGCUGGAGGCAAAGGUGGAUUUUGGAAAUUAUCUUCAGAUUAUGAACGACAACGUUCACAAAAUAAAAUCGCAAUCAAUCAUCAGCACGAUCGAUCAAUAAAUUCAUCGCCUACUAAACGUGCACGUCCAUCAAAACGAUCAUCAAACAAUUCUGACAAUAUGAUGAAACUAAAUAAUUGUAUUAAAUCAGAAGGAUGGACCGAUUCAAUGCUUCCAUGUAUUGUAUCAAAAAUUCCGUUAUCUCUCCAAUGUCAUUCAGCAAAUGUCGAUCGUCCAUCAUCAUCCUACGUUCGAAUGCCAAGUAGUUUUCUUUCUCCGAUAUCCUCACCAGAUGCAUUAACAGUUCCACCAUUUUAUCAUCAGCAACAAAUAAAUGAUUUUUCAUCAGUUUCAACACCGUCACCAUCUAGUUCCCCAUCAUCAAUGUCAUCAGUUGUAGCAAAACACAAUUUUAUGUCAACAAAAUUAGAUGAUACAGAUAUGCUUUUAUUAGAUUCAGUUGCAUUCGAUUGGGAUGCUUAUCUAUGUGAGACACCAAAUGAUAUUGAUGUUCAACCACUUUUAUCAACGAAAACUGAACAAGAUUUAUUUAAUGAUUUUAAUGCAGCAUUAUCAGAUUUAACGUAUUCAGCUGAAGCAGCAGCAGCAGCCGGUGGCGAUCCAAAUGCAUUCGAUGGUUUCGACUAUCCAAGUAAACCUUCAACAUUUACUUCAUUGUUUGAUGAAGAUGUAUACCAACAGUCUCUUAGUGUAAAAGGUCGUGGAAUUAAAAGACCAUCAUGGUGGCUUACAAAUGAAACUUUAACUCAAACAAAGUUACCAUCACUUGAAACGGCUUUUGAUUUAAAACUAUCUAAAUAA
Molecule: messenger RNA, 1506 nt
Organism: Rotaria socialis
Lineage: Eukaryota; Metazoa; Rotifera; Eurotatoria; Philodinida; Philodinidae
Source: the annotation of a GenBank genome assembly